Molecule: messenger RNA, 4098 nt
Organism: Populus trichocarpa (black cottonwood)
Lineage: Eukaryota; Viridiplantae; Streptophyta; Magnoliopsida; Malpighiales; Salicaceae
Product: ABC transporter B family member 15
Exons: 7
Coding region: 172-3951 (1259 amino acids)
Biological process (GO): transmembrane transport
Cellular component (GO): membrane
Molecular function (GO): ATP hydrolysis activity; ATP binding; ABC-type transporter activity
Source: RefSeq, a predicted model, not a curated record
CAUAUUUGUUUCUUGUCAGUAACGAAGGGCGUCGCAACCUCCUAAGAGAAAACAAAUACUAGCAAUUCACGGUCACAUAGAUAUAGUGCUGUGAACUCUCUCUCUCUCUCUCUCGCCCCCCCUCUCUCAUCACUCUCAUAUCUAUUUGCUUGUGCAUGCUUGAUCAAGAUCAUGGGGACCGAGGAAAAUAGCAAGAAAAGCAGAGAUCAUGUUGGGUCCAUACGCUCGAUUUUCAUGCAUGCAGACCGUGUAGAUUGGUUGUUGAUGGUUCUUGGGUUCAUUGGGUCCAUUGGUGACGGGUUCUCAACGCCUCUUGUGCUGUUCGUGACUAGCAAAUUGAUGAAUAAUCUUGGUGGAGCAUCUUCUUCUGCUGAAGCCUUCACUCAUAGCAUUAACAAGAACGCGCUGGCGCUUUGUUACCUGGCCUGUGGACAAUGGGUUGUUUCUUUCCUCGAGGGAUAUUGUUGGACAAGAACUGGUGAGAGACAAGCCACGAGAAUGAGAGCAAGAUACUUGAAAGCCGUGCUAAGACAAGAUGUUGGUUACUUUGAUUUGCAUGUAACAAGUACAGCCGAAGUCAUCACAAGUGUCUCCAACGAUAGCCUUGUAAUUCAGGAUGUUCUUAGUGAAAAGGUGCCAAACUUUUUGAUGAACGUUGCAAUGUUUUUUGGGUGCUACAUAAUCGGAUUCGUUUUGCUAUGGAGACUAGCAAUCGUGGGACUUCCUUUUGUUGUGAUUUUAGUAAUUCCUGGUCUAGUGUAUGGACGGACUUUGAUGGGAAUAGCUAGAAAGACAAGAGAAGAGUAUAACAAGUCGGGCACAAUAGCAGAGCAGGCAAUAUCUUCAAUUAGGACUGUCUUUGCCUUUGUUAGUGAGGCCAAAACCAUAGCUGCAUACUCUGCAGCUUUAGAAUUUUCAGUUAAAUUGGGGUUAAGACAGGGGCUGGCCAAGGGCUUGGCUAUCGGCAGCAAUGGUGUUGUUUUCGGUAUUUGGUCUUUUAUGUCUUAUUAUGGCAGCAGAAUGGUCAUGUACCAUGGCUCUGCGGGAGGAACUGUUUUUGCUGUCGGUGCCGCCAUAGCUGUGGGUGGCUUGGCUCUUGGUGCUGGUUUAUCAAAUGUGAAGUACUUCUCGGAAGCAUCUUCAGCUGGAGAACGUAUCGUGGAGAUGAUAAAUAGAGUCCCAAAAAUAGAUCUAGAGAACAUGGAAGGUGAGACUUUGGAAAAUGUUACAGGCGAAGUAGAAUUCAGGCAUGUGGAAUUUGCAUAUCCAUCAAGGCCAGAAAGCAUGAUCUUCAAGGACUUUUGCCUAAGAAUCCCAGCAGGGAAGACGGUGGCCUUGGUGGGAGGUAGUGGGUCGGGGAAAUCAACAGUGAUUGCACUGCUGCAGAGAUUUUACGACCCACUAGGCGGUGAGAUACUCGUUGAUGGCAUCGCUGUUGACAAGUUGCAACUCAAGUGGUUAAGGUCACAAAUGGGUUUGGUGAGCCAGGAGCCUGCUCUCUUCGCCACAACUAUCAAGGAGAACAUCCUUUUUGGGAAGGAAGACGCCACCAUAAAUGAGGUUGUUGAGGCGGCAAAAGCCUCUAACGCCCAUAACUUCAUAAGUCAUUUGCCACAGGAGUAUGAUACCCAGGUUGGUGAGAGAGGGGUUCAAAUGUCAGGAGGACAGAAGCAAAGAAUUGCGAUUGCAAGAGCAAUAAUCAAAGCACCAAGAAUCCUCCUCCUGGAUGAGGCAACAAGUGCUUUGGACUCUGAAUCGGAACGUGUUGUCCAAGAAGCUCUAGAUAAGGCUGCCGUGGGUCGAACCACAAUCAUCAUCGCUCACCGUCUCUCCACUAUCCGCAAUGCCGAUGUGAUUGCCGUGGUCCAAGAUGGUCAGAUCUUGGAAAGCGGUUCUCAUGGCGAACUGAUCGAAAAUGAAAACGGUCUCUACACAUCUCUAGUCCUUCUUCAGCAAACAGAAAAGGAAAAAACUAAUGAAGAUGCCAGUACUGAUAUUUCAUCCCCAUCUCUUGUUUCAAACAUGGACGUGAAUAAUGCUAGCAGUCGUAGACUGUCAAUUGUUAGCAGGUCAAGCUCUCAAAACUCAGUAACACCAAGUCGAGCCUCACUUACUGCGGGAGAGAAUGCCCUAGUUGAGGAACAACAACUUCCAGUACCGUCAUUCAGAAGGUUGCUAGCUUUGAAUCUACCAGAAUGGAAACAAGCUAGCAUUGGGUGUUUAGGUGCCAUUAUAUUUGGUGGUGUUCAACCCUUAUAUGCAUUUACAAUGGGGUCAAUGAUAUCCAUAUAUUUUCUGGCAGAUCAUAAUGAGAUCAAGGAGAAGAUAAGGAUUUAUUCGCUGUGUUUUCUGGGCUUGGCGUUUUUGUCGCUGAUAGUUAAUGUACUUCAGCAUUAUAAUUUUGCAUAUAUGGGCGAGCAUUUAACGAAGAGGAUUAGAGAGAGGAUGCUUUCAAAGAUACUCACCUUUGAAGUUGGAUGGUUUGAUCAAGACAAGAAUUCAAGUGGGGCAAUUUGCUCGAGACUUGCCACAGAUGCUAAUGUGGUGAGAUCUCUAGUGGGAGACCGGAUGGCUCUUAUUGUACAGACAAUCUCUGCCGUGACCAUAGCCUGCACCAUGGGCCUUAUCAUUGCCUGGAGGCUAGCGGUUGUGAUGAUUGCAGUCCAACCCAUUAUUAUAGUCUGCUUUUAUGUCCGGCGAGUUCUACUGACAAGCAUGUCUCAGAAGGCCAUCAAAGCACAAGAUGAAAGUACCAAGCUUGCUGCAGACGCAGUUUCCAACCUUCGAACCAUCACCGCCUUCUCCUCUCAAGAUCGGAUCCUGAAGAUGCUCGGAAAAGCCCAAGAAGGUCCACGAAAAGAGAACAUUAGACAGUCGUGGUAUGCUGGUAUUGGGCUCGGCACUUCUCAAAGCCUGAUGUCGUGCACUUGGGCGCUAGAUUUUUGGUAUGGUGGCAGACUCAUCUCUCAAGGUUACAUCACAGCGAAAGCCCUGUUCGAGACCUUCAUGAUCCUCGUAAGCACUGGUCGAGUAAUAGCCGAUGCAGGAAGCAUGACGACGGAUCUGGCCAAGGGGUCAGAUUCCAUCCGGUCAGUCUUCGCCGUGCUGGAUCGUUACACGAGAAUCGAACCAGAGGACCCUGAAGGUUACCAGCCCGGAGAAAUAAAAGGGCAUGUAGAGCUUUGUGACGUUGAUUUCGCAUACCCAGCCAGGCCCGAUGUCAGGAUUUUCAAAGGCUUCUCAAUCAGCAUUGAGGCAGGGAAAUCAACCGCAUUGGUUGGACAAAGUGGGUCGGGAAAAUCAACUAUCAUUGGAUUAAUUGAACGUUUUUAUGAUCCACUAAGGGGCACAGUAAAAAUAGACGGCCGGGACAUUCGGUCAUAUCACCUGAGGUCACUGAGGAAGUACAUUGCUCUUGUUAGUCAAGAACCCACGUUAUUUGCCGGCACGGUCAAGGAAAACAUCAUAUACGGCGCAGCCAAUGAAGUGAGUGAAUCAGAGGUAAUGGAGGCAGCUAAAGCAGCAAAUGCUCACGAUUUCAUCGCUGGAUUAAAAGAUGGAUAUGACACCUGGUGUGGAGACAAGGGAGUGCAGCUGUCUGGGGGCCAAAAACAACGUAUUGCAAUUGCCCGUGCCAUACUGAAAAAUCCAGUGGUUUUGCUGUUAGAUGAGGCAACCAGCGCGCUUGACAGCCAGUCGGAGAAGGUUGUUCAAGAUGCCCUGGAGCGUGUGAUGGUGGGGAGGACAAGCGUAGUUGUGGCGCAUAGGUUAAGUACCAUUCAGAAUUGUGAUCUCAUCGCAGUCCUGGAUAAAGGGAAGGUGGUGGAGAAAGGGACUCACUCAUCUCUGUUCUCGAAGAGACCCACCGGGAUUUACUACUCGUUUGUACGUCUCCAGGCCCAGAGGACAACACAAAACAGUGCCACCGCCACGACCGCCGCAUUCAGUUAAUUAUUGAACAUGGUUAUCAGGGUGAAAAUUGAGCCUGGGGUUAUUCCUUUCUCUUUUUCUUUUAAUCUGAUUGUCAUCGAAAUUAAUGUGCUGAAAGGACUCUUUAACAUUUUGAAUGCCAAAUUAAUCUUCUUCUUUUCUCUGUUA